This is a messenger RNA of Sceloporus undulatus (fence lizard), 1471 nucleotides long. RefSeq names its product tescalcin (gene TESC). The record is from RefSeq and is a predicted model, not a curated record. NCBI's taxonomy places the organism in Eukaryota, Metazoa, Chordata, Lepidosauria, Squamata, Phrynosomatidae. Bases 583 to 1227 code for a protein of 214 amino acids. The transcript is spliced from 8 exons. Gene Ontology annotation, molecular function: calcium ion binding.
AGAGUCUAUACAAGUUGGAAAUGGCUUGAAGUCACAGGGGUAAUCUACUUUGGACAUUUGUCAAUGUUUGCAGAAACUUCUCUAACUGCAUUGGGCGUUUCCAUUCCCCGCUGCCCGGUGUUGGUCAUAGCACGGAUGCAGCUUUUUUCCUUCGUACGAAGCCUUCCUCCUCACAGGUGGAAUAAACAGAAGGCCUUCUAUUCCCAAGCUGGUUGUUUGUGGUGUUGAUGAGGAUUUGCUAAUAAUCAGUCUGUCUUCCCCAAUUAGGGAUCCCUGCACAGAGGGAGGGCUCUUGGACCCUGAGGAAGCCAUGCUCCUCUAUCGCUCUUUCUGUGCACAUUAGAAUGAGUGGCUCAUGCUUCCUCAAGAUUUAAACUCAGCCACUGCACAGAAGUCUGGCGGAUUCUGCUCAGCUGGCACCUGCUGGCAGUGCUGAUCUGCACAUCCCUGGUCCAGCUCCCUGGGACCUUCACUUUCUCCUCCCUUCCCUUUGUCCAUCAUCUCCCUUGCUGUCUGGGCCCUACUUUGCUGAGAAGUGGAUUUUGCAGAAGCAGCCCCCCCCCCCCCCCCAGUUGCAGAGCGAUGGGUUCUUCCCAUUCCAUGCCAGAAGAAAUCCAGGAGCUUGCAGACAAGACAGGCUUCACUACGGAUCAGAUUGAGAACUUGCACCGGCGAUUCAAGCAGCUGAGUGGGGACCAACCAACCAUACGCAAGGAGAACUUUGACCGCAUCCCCGACUUGGAGUUCAAUCCAAUCAGGUCCAAAAUUGUCAACGCCUUUUUUGACCGGAGGAACCUGCAAGAAGCAUCCAUGGGGCUGGCUGAUGAGAUCAACUUUGAAGACUUCCUGACUAUCAUGUCUAACUUCAGGCCCAUUGAGAUGAAUAUGGAUGAAGAGCAGUUGGAUCGCUUCAGGAAACAGAAGCUGAAAUUUCUCUUUCACAUGUAUGACGCUGACAGCGAUGGGAAGAUCACUCUGCAGGAAUACAGGAAUGUAGUGCAAGAGAUGCUGUCCGGCAACCCCCAUCUGGACAAGGAGUCGGUGAGGUCCAUAGCAGAUGGGGCCAUGAUGGAAGCUGCCACCAUCUGUGUGGGACAAAUGGAACCAGAUCAAGUGUACGAGGGAAUCACAUUUGAAGACUUCCUUAAGAUCUGGCAAGGAAUAGACAUAGAGACCAAGAUGCAUGUCCGCUUCCUAACUAUGGAGCCGAUUGCAAUUUGCUACUGAUGGAGAAGAAGGUGGAUCAGAAAUGCUGGUGCCUUCACAGUGACCUGGAACAAAAUGCCAGGUGGUCAAUACGGGUACAAGGAGGAUUGCAUCUCCCAGAGCUAGCAAACCAGAGGGCCAUUUUGUCCACCAAAUGGGUGGUACUUUAUCAGAACAAAUACAUCUGAACUAGCUUUACAGAGUCACUCAUCGUUUGCCUACAUUCUGAAGCCUAAAAGCAUUAAUAAAAAGUUUUAUUUUUAAA